Molecule: messenger RNA, 1299 nt
Organism: Talaromyces amestolkiae
Lineage: Eukaryota; Fungi; Ascomycota; Eurotiomycetes; Eurotiales; Trichocomaceae
Exons: 2
Coding region: 1-1299 (432 amino acids)
Biological process (GO): transmembrane transport
Cellular component (GO): fungal-type vacuole membrane
Molecular function (GO): transmembrane transporter activity
Source: RefSeq, a predicted model, not a curated record
AUGGCGAAAGAAAUAGACCACAUGCGAACCUCACUCGACACCGAGGAACAUAGCCUACAGUCCCCGAUUACUGAAGUUGAACGCGAAAAUGACCAAAAUAUCUCCGACGCCCCUGAAGGUGGGACUAGAGCAUGGCUCGUUGCUGGAGGCGCUGCUUCAAUCUUCUUCUGCACAUUGGGCUUUGCCAACUCUUUCGGUACAUUCGAAGAAUAUUAUAUUACGCAUCAAUUGCAGGGCGAGUCUGCCUCGAAAAUCUCCUGGAUUGGUUCUUUGGGCUCAUUCCUGCCAUUUUUUGCAGGGAUGGUGGCUGGUCCUCUGUUUGAUCGAUACGGUGAAAAGAUUAUCCGUCCUGCGACUAUCGCAUACGUUUUUGCAAUGAUGAUGCUGAGUUUAUGCAAGACAUAUUGGCAAUUCAUGAUUGUUCAGGGUGUUCUCAUGGGUAUUCUGAUGGGCCUCCUACAAUUUCCAGCCUUCGCAGCUGUGUCUCAAUACUUUCAGAAAAAGCGUGCCGCUGCCCUUGGGCUUGCCGUAUCUGGUUCAAGUAUUGGAGGAAUUAUCAUACCGAUUGUUCUUUCCAAACUGCUCAACGGCACCUCUCUAGGAUUUGGAUGGUCAGUUCGUAUCAUUGGCUUCAUCAUUUUACCAUUCAUGGUCUUUGCCUGCGCGAGUGUUAAGGCGCGUUUGCCGCCACGCGUGUCCCAAUUCUGGAUUACAUCGGCCUACAAGAAAACAAACUUCCUCAUGCUCAUCCUCAGUCUCUUCUUUAUGUUCAUUGGCAUGACGACUCCUUUGUUCUAUCUGCCCACAUACGCAGUCUCACAGGGCAUGGGCGUAACUCUGUCCGGUUAUCUCCUCUCAAUCCUUAAUGCUGCCUCGACCUUUGGCCGUAUCCUGGUCGGCAUCCUUGCGGAUAAAUACGGGCGUCUCAACAUGUUUGCCAUUGGAGGCGUGGUCAGCGGUGUCGUAGUUUUCUGCAUGAAUAGCGCAACAAGUAAUGCCGCCCUAAUUGUGUACUCUGUCGCGUUUGGGUUUGCGUCCGGUACCAUUAUAUCAGGUGCAUCAGCGGCAUUUUCGGUCUGUCCUAGAGAUCCCCGUGAUAUUGGUACAUACAUGGGUAUGGGAAUGGCAAUUUCGGGACUGGGUGCUUUGAUAGGGCCGCCGAUAAAUGGAGCCAUUGUGGGAAAGUAUGGAGGUUUUUUUGAAGUUUCCAUGUUUAGUGGUACUAUGUGUCUGUUUGGUGGAUUGCUUGUGAUUGCAGCCAAAACUUUGACCAAACAAGGGCUAUUAGGAAGGACGUGA